UUUAAUCACUUUUUUUUGGAGAAAAUUUUUAAAAAUUUUUCCAACGCAUGUAUUUGCCGGUAUUUUUUAAUUUUAUUAAUAAUAUUAAAUUAUAAUUGCAGUUUUCACUCGAUAUGGACCCAGUAUCUAGACAACGAUCUACUCGACAACUGGAUUUCAUCGCUGUAUCCAAAGAAAAUGAAGUUUUGGUCGGAGCCUCAAAUUUGCUCAACAGUGGCAACUGGAACGGUGACUUGAUAUACUUCGGUAAUGACCAAGAUGUACCAUACAACGAAGAUGUUUUCAAUUCUACCGAAAGUCUAAAGCACUAUCUACCAUUUAGUGUUUGCGAUGGUACUUUCAUCGAAGAGAAAAAGAUUAUUGUAGGCAAUGAUAACGGAAUGCUGUGUAUUUAUUCGAUAUCCGCCAGUGAAUCGACUCACGAAGGCGAAGACUCCGAUAAAUUGGUAUUUUAUAACAAUGUAUGUACGAUCGAGCACGAUCGCAGUAUUUUAUCCCUGUCCGUAUCGUCAGAUCGUAAAAAAGUCGCCACCGCUAGUAUGGAUCGCAGUAUCAAAUUAUGGGAUAUCGAAAUGUUCGUUCCAGAAACUACAUUCACGAACGCUCAUUCGCAUUUCGUAACCUGUGUAAAUUAUAAACCAGAAACUACAGCCCAGCCUGAAGCAGGCGAUCAACCAGUCAAUCACGUAUUCGUUUCGACUUCCUUGGAUGGUCGUUGUUUAUUAUGGGAUUCGAGGCAACAGUUUCCAGCCCAAGUCAUUAGUACCAGUAAGCAAUGCGGAUACACUUGUGCCGAAUGGUUCGACAACGGCGAUAAAUUAUUCCUUGGCUGUGACGAUGGAACGUUGAGCUUAUUCGAUAUACGAAACACGUCUCCUGCUAACGUUCAAAAUUACCAAUUUUCCGAUAAGUACUUGAAUAGAAUAGUUCCCUACCUUCAUAAUAACGAGAAAUAUAUAGCAAUCUGCGAAGAUAGCAGUAAUCUCAAAGUGUUCCGUUACAAGAGCGAUAAUUCACUCGAUACUAUUUAUUCCAACUCCGAUCACAAAGAUUACGUGAAAGGAUUAUCGUGGCUGAACAAUCCAACAGAUCCGGUGUUACUUUCAUGCGCUUGGGAUUCUCGCGUCUUAAAACACUAUCCAUUAAAAUCAGUUAGCUGAACUUUUUUUCUUUUUUUAUAUUAUUACAAAUAAUAAAGCUACGCAAAUUCA
Messenger RNA from Planococcus citri (citrus mealybug), 1211 nucleotides. RefSeq names its product methylosome protein WDR77-like. NCBI's taxonomy places the organism in Eukaryota, Metazoa, Arthropoda, Insecta, Hemiptera, Pseudococcidae. Gene Ontology annotation, biological process: oocyte axis specification. The record is from RefSeq and is a predicted model, not a curated record. The coding region runs from base 114 to 1160 and encodes 348 amino acids. Gene Ontology annotation, cellular component: methylosome. The transcript has 8 exons. Gene Ontology annotation, molecular function: protein binding.